UAUGAGAAAUUCUACACCGUUGAAAUCAUAAUCUCAACAUCAUAAAUGUGGAAAGUUCAAUAACUAAAUUCAGCGUAGGAGCACUCAAGAACAGGAUUUAUUUACUAAAUACAACCAAUUGCUCAAAUAACAUGCUUAAUCUAUCUCUUAAAGAUCUUAGAUUAUUCAAGCAAGUCAAUAUUUACUAAAAGGAGGGUUUACAAAUAAUCAGAAGAACACAAGGAAUACUUUGAAUGUUAUUUCGGAUAUUUGUAAUGCCUAAUAGUAAAAAUCUUCUUAAAGAAAUAAAAGUCAGGGCAGCAGUUCAAAGGCAGGAGGCACUAGUUCUCAAAACCAUUUAAUCACAAACCAUAAGUCGGGACCUCAUAAAAUGAUAUCAGACACAUCUAAAACUAAUGAAGCCAUAUAAAGAUUACUAAAACUCAAAUGA
Molecule: messenger RNA, 430 nt
Organism: Paramecium octaurelia
Lineage: Eukaryota; Ciliophora; Oligohymenophorea; Peniculida; Parameciidae
Source: the annotation of a GenBank genome assembly